AUUUCGCAUUCAUCGCGUUGAAAGGUUCUCUCCACCUUCUUGUUUUCCGUCCUCGAAAACGCUUUGAGCGGAAACAUGUCGAAGGGGGCUGUCAAACGAGACAGCGUCCGACGCAGUGUGUCACCCUUUGUCUCUUUUUGCAAGUCCUUUCGCACAAGUUCAAGUUUCCUUCUUUCUUCCGCUUCUCCUUGCCUCCCCUUCACCUGCUUUUCUGUCUGUCUCACACUUUCGAGGCAGGCGCUCGCCUUUUCAUCUGGACCGCUCUCUCUGUCAGUUUCCAGAGGAGCUCACGUUUCUUUUUCGCAGUGAACGCGCAGAGAUGAUUUUUCAGUGAAUCGGCACCCUUGACAGAAUGCUCAACUCGGGAACCGCACCGCUAGGCAGAAGGGCCAGGAGGGUGGCUGCAGAGUCUCUGCUCCACUCGCCUCACCUCCCGCUCAUCUCUCGCCAGUCCAAACGUCGCAACGCGCGCCCUCGUUGUUGCUCUUCUUCCCUACUUGCUUCCUUCUCGCUUUCCUCGGUCUCCUCUCCCGUCGCGUCUCCUCCUUCAGCUGUCGCCCCCGUGUCUCUCUCCUCUGGACCUCUCUCGGGCUCCGUCUCGCGCUUCUCGUCUUCUUCCAUGUCUCCGUUCUCAGAAGCGUCUUUCUCUGUUCCUCACUCGCGCUCUUUCGUUUUUGUCCCUGCCCGCCCCUCGACCUUCUCUCGAACAAACGGUCCAGUCUCCCCUUCCGCUGUCCUCUCUUCAAGUUUCGUCUGCUCGAGUUCCCUGUCCUCACCCUUCUCUCUCGCCUCCUCUGCGGCCUCUGCUCUCGCCAGUCCGCUGGGCUCGCGCAACUUCUCCUCCUCUCACCUCUCGCGGAAGCUGCGCCUGCACCAGGAGCGCGCCUCUCGAGGUCACAUCGAGUAUCUGCGCCAGCUCGAGCGGCCGCCGACGCCCUCGCCGUUCCCGCUGCCUCCGUCGCCUUCUCCAAGCUCGCCUGCGUCCGCCGCAGCCGCGAAAGCCGCGGCCUUCGCCGAGCAGGCAGCUGCACAGACACCCGAGCCGAGUGUGCUAGUGCGGUCUGCAGAGGAAUGGAUCAAGCGGGACUUCUUCUUUCCGCUUUCACACCAGCCUGACACGGCGACGGCCGGAGAGGCUGCGCGGGCGCUAGAGCGAGAACUCGGUCUCUCUCGAGGCGACGAGGCGGCGGACGCUGCGCCUCUCCUUCUUUCGGCCGAAGGACCGCAGUACGGGGGCCUCUUGCAGCAAAUCGAGCUCCCUGGAUUCGGAGAAAUCAACGUCGUCCACGGAGACCUUCUCUCCGGCUCCGACCGCGAAGCGCUACAGCGCAGGGCAGAAGAGGAAAGCGCAGGCAGGCCGGGGCAAGAGAAACAGGAAGGAAACGUUCUCGCCGCAGACGCCAUGCUCGUCCCUGUUCCGCCGAAUUUCCUUCCCUACAGAGGCUUCGGCCUUGAGGUCCUUGAACGCGGAGGUCCUGCCCUCCAGAAGGCGGCAUUCGUCGAAGUCAAACGCAAACUUCAACAGAGGGAAGUGGCGCGGGACCUGUUGUCUGGUCAGGCAGGAAGAGAAGAAGGCGCGCAAAGAGAAGGCAGUGGCUUGGGCUUCCUUUCUAGACGCGUAGCGCAUGAAUCGGCUUCUGAAGGCGGACUCGACCCAGGAGACCUGCUGCUCACCCCAACCUUCGGAGUCUGUCCUCGCGUCAGCCUGCUCGCGUUCCUCGUCACUCCCUACUACUGGCAGGGAAACAGCACUGAGGCCGCACGGCGCCUGCGCUUCACAAUGAGGCGCGCCCUCGAUGAUUUGAAUCGACAAGGUCCAGGGUCUCUACUUCUCCCCUUUGUCGGCAUUGGACUCUACGGCUACGAACCGAGAGGCGCCGCCGAAAUUCUCGUCGAGUCUGCAGUCGAACAACUCCUUCAGGUCGACGCGGUGGAUCCGAACUACACGCUGAGAAAAAUCACUUUCGUUGAUCGCGAUGCGACGAAUGCAGCGUUGCUGGCUGAAGCAGCGCAGGCAGCCAAGCGCGCAUGGCUUCCAGAGCACCAGGUUGUGCCGGCUCCUGUGUAUUGGAGCCAGAAGCAGAGGCGUCUGUUGGACGUCACCGACGGAAUGUUGAUGUUCUGCCGCAAACACACGCGCCUUUCCUUUAAAAAGCACCACGGCGUCAUUCGGCGACAGAAGACCCACUAUUUCUCCAAUGUUCGGCCGUUCCUCUGGCGUUCGUCUCGUGUCCUCGAGCCCCCGCCUCUUCUGCUGUACAGACACUCUGGAAAGCCUGCGGACUGGCAGCUGCCUGCUCGGCCUUUCUAUCGGCAAGGUGUUUCGGGUUUGCUUUUCCCCCCCAGACUCAGGCGCGGCUUCCCGUCUAUGCGCGUGAACUCGAAGGGGCAGUUUGUGGGAGUGAACAAAAUGCCGUACAUCGCUGAAAAGGCACAGCCUCGCUUGUAG
This is a messenger RNA of Toxoplasma gondii ME49, 2449 nucleotides long. RefSeq lists its product as hypothetical. The transcript has 9 exons. The record is from RefSeq and is a predicted model, not a curated record. Bases 353 to 2449 code for a protein of 698 amino acids. NCBI's taxonomy places the organism in Eukaryota, Apicomplexa, Conoidasida, Eucoccidiorida, Sarcocystidae.